Molecule: messenger RNA, 2439 nt
Organism: Lathyrus sativus (Indian pea)
Lineage: Eukaryota; Viridiplantae; Streptophyta; Magnoliopsida; Fabales; Fabaceae
Source: the annotation of a GenBank genome assembly
AUGGCUAUGGUUCUAGAUGCAGUUAUUGGGAAAGUAGUGGAUGAACUUUUGAGUUCAGUUGUUGAAAUGAAGAACAGAGCUUUGAAGUUCAAAUCAACUCUAGAAAGAUUAGAAAAAACUCUCCAAUCAUUAGCACCAUUGAUCACUCAAAUAGAUGAACUCAACAAGAAACUGGAUCGACCGGCUACAGAAACAGAGAGACUAAUCAAGCAAAUGAAAGACGGGAAAGAACUCGUGCUCAAAUGUUGUGGUCAAGACAAAAUCCAGUGGUGGAAUUGUUGUUACAAAAAGGCAGAAUAUCAACAAGAGCUUGAAGAGUUGGAUGGUGAGAUUAGAAGAUUUUUUGAGCUUGAUUUGAGAGCUCAAGAUGCGAGGAAUGGGUUGGAAGCACUUUUGGAGAUUAAGGAGUUUCAUGCUGAGUUUAGAAGUGUUGGGUUAAGGAAUGAGAGAAUUGAAUUAAGGGGUGUUUGUUUGCCUCCUCAACCACCUGGUUUUACUGUUGGGUUGGAUGGGCCUUUGAAUGAGUUGAAGAUGAGGUUGUUGAAGGAUGGGGUUAGUGUUUCUGUUGUUACGGUUACUGGUUCCGGUGGUUCGGGGAAAUCUACAUUGGUGAAAAAGUUUUGUUGGGAUGAACAAGUAAAAGGUAAAUUCAAGGAUAAUAUCUUCUUUAUUACAUUUGCAAAAACACCAAAGCUGAAUGCUAUAGUGCAGAAACUGUUUCAACACACUGGCUACCAAGUUCUCGAUUUUCAAAGCGAUGAAGACAUGUUUAACCAAUUGGCACAAUUGAUGAAACAAAUUGUGAAAAAUGGUCCGAUAUUGUUGGUCAUAGACGAUGUUUGGCUAGGAUCGGAAUCACUUGUGGACAAGUUUGUGUUUGAGAUUCCAAACUACAAGAUUUUAGUGACAUCAAGAUUUGCAAUUGGAAGAUUCGGACAUCCAUUCGUCUUGAAACCACUUUCGGACGCAAAUGCUAUAAACCUGUUUAAGCAUUCAGCUUCCUUAACUAAAAGCAACUCAGAUAUUCCUGAUGAUGUUGUGAAAGAGAUAGUAAGAGGUUGUAGCGGUUCUCCCUUAGCGCUUCGAGUGAGUGGAAGAUCGUUGAGUAACGAACAACAGAUAGUUUGGCUUAACAGGGCUAGGGAAUUAUCAGCUGGUGGCACAAUUCUCGAUUCUAAUACCGACGUACUUUCAUGUCUCCAAAAGAGCUUAGAUGUUUUGGAUCCAAAGUCCAUGGAUUGUUUUCGAGACUUAGGCUUAUUCCCUGAAGAUCAGAGGAUCCCUGUCGCUGCCCUUGUUGAUAUGUGGGCCGAACUAAGGAAUGAUGAUGAUGCAACUGCAAUAGAGCGAAUCUAUAAACUGGUUAACCUCAACUUAGCUGAUAUUAUUGUCACAAGGAAAGUUGCAAGGGGCGCAAUUGACUACAACUACCAUUAUGUUACACAACACGGUCUUCUUCGUGACCUAGCCAUCUGUAAUAAUAGCCAAGCUCCUGAGGAUAAGAGGAAUAGACUCAUAAUUGAUACAAGUGCAAAUAAUCUUCCCUCGUGGUGGACUUCAGAGACUGAAUAUCACAUUGCAGCUCGCGUUUUAUCUAUAUCAACUGAUGAAGCAUUCCCUUCGAAAUGGUGUAACUUGCAACCAACUGAAGUUGAGGCUUUCGUGUUAAACCUUAGAGAAAAGAAGUGCACACUACCGAUGUUCAUGAAGAAAAUGAACAAACUAAAAGUUUUAAUAAUCACAAACUAUGACUUCUAUCAAGCUGAAUUAGAGAAUUUCGAGCUUCUCAACCAUCUAUCAAGUCUAAGACGAAUCAGAUUAGAAAAAGUCUCGAUUCCUUUACUCGGAAAAACAAUAGUGCAACUGAAGAAUCUUCAGAAGUGUUCUUUCUUUAUGUGCAAUGUGAAUGAAGCAUUUAAGAAUUGCACUAUCCAAGAUUCAGAAGUUUUGCCAAAUUUGGUGGAGAUGAAUUUCGAUUACUGUGACAUGGUGGAACUGCCAAAUGUGAUUUCUUACAUUGUAUCCCUAAAGAAGGUUAGUAUUACAAAUUGUCAUAAGCUUCGUGCACUUAACGAAGGAAUUGGAAAAUUGGUUAAUUUGGAAUCACUAAGGUUAAGUUCAUGUAGUGGUUUAUCAAAGUUGCCAGAUUCAAUCACAAAUAUUCAUAGGCUAAAGUUUCUUGACAUCUCUGAAUGCAUAAGCCUUAGUCAAUUACCUGAGAAUAUAGGUGAGUUGGAGAAACUAGAAAAUCUGAAUAUGAGAGGUUGUUCGAGUAUAAGUGAAUUGCCAUCAUCGGUUAUGGAACUUGAGGGAUUAAAGCAUGUGGUGUGUGAUGAAGAAACUGCUGAAAAAUGGGAACCUUUUAGGACCAUUCUUGGUGAUCUAAGGAUAGAGAUUGUUCAAGAAGAUUUCAAUUUAGAUUUUAUUUAUAAUCAGUAG